Molecule: messenger RNA, 1660 nt
Organism: Betta splendens (Siamese fighting fish)
Lineage: Eukaryota; Metazoa; Chordata; Actinopteri; Anabantiformes; Osphronemidae
Gene: smtla
Product: somatolactin alpha
Exons: 5
Coding region: 114-803 (229 amino acids)
Biological process (GO): response to nutrient levels; animal organ development; positive regulation of receptor signaling pathway via JAK-STAT
Cellular component (GO): extracellular region
Molecular function (GO): growth hormone activity; growth hormone receptor binding
Source: RefSeq, a predicted model, not a curated record
AAUCUACGUAAAACCCAAGUGACCUUUUGCUUAAAUCAUGGCUGGGUCAGGAUUUAUAAAGGGAGUCGGCGACAGAAAAGCAUGAAAGACCCUGAAGAAUACUGAGAACACGCAUGAUGGCAGCCGUGCACUGGAGUCUAUGGGCUGCGGCGCUCUGGCCCAGUCUCCUCACCGCCUGCAUCCCACUGGACUGCAGCGGCGAGCCGGGCGGCGUCUCCCGCUGCCCGUCCAUCACCCAGGAGAAGCUCCUGGAUCGAGUCAUCCAGCAUGCCGAGCUCAUCUAUCGCGUGUCGGAGGAAUCCUGCUCCUUGUUUGAGGAGAUGUUUGUCCCAUUUCCACUGCGGCUCCAGAGGAAUCAGGCGGGCUCCGCGUGCAUCACCAAAGCGCUGCCCAUCCCCAGUUCAAAGAGUGAAAUCCAACAGAUAUCUGACAAAUGGCUGCUCCACUCGGUGCUGAUGCUGGUCCAGUCCUGGAUCGAGCCCCUGGUUUACCUGCAGACCACACUGGACCGCUACGAUGACGCGCCCGACAUGCUGCUCAACAAAACCAAGUGGGUGUCUGACAAACUGAUCAGCCUGGAGCAAGGGGUGGUGGUGCUCAUCCAAAAGAUGCUGGAUGAGGGCAUGUUGACAACAAACCACAGCGAACAAAGCCUCCUCCAAUACGAUGAGCAGCCUGAGAUGCUGGAAUCCGUCAUGAGAGACUACGCUUUGCUCAGCUGCUUCAAAAAAGACGCCCAUAAGAUGGAGUUGUUCCUCAAGCUCCUCAAGUGUCGACAAACUGACAAAUACAACUGUGCAUAAGGCGUAAAGAGCGGCUUUUGAAUAGCACACUGCUUCGCUUUAAAUGAACUCUUGAGGUUCAUAGCCGUGCACUUAUAGAUAUGACCAUGCCGUAGGCGAUCCAGCCUUGCUUGCACUGCAGUACAUUUUUUAUUGAUUGUUUUACAACACCUUCACACAGAACUAGGUAGGUGUAAUGCUGUGCCCUUUCUUCAAUGCUGCAUUUUAUAUUCUCCAACUCAGUUGUUAUUUUAACCUGGCAAAGGCAACAGAGGGCAAACUCCCAAAAGAUUAUUUGCGUGUCGAGCUGUCAAAAAAAUCUGCAUAUCCUGCCAUUGAUUUCCAUUUUCUUUGUUCUUAACUGGAGUUUGUAUUCCUCGCUGGCUCCUGCAGUCUUCUGAUUAUUCCCACGGCCCCUAGAGUAUUCAGUGAGACUCCCUUUUUAAAUAGAGUUGGUUUCACUUCUGCAUUAGUGAAAUGAAACACUUUCGCUGGAGAUGGGAGUCAAACAGAGAGCAAUCACUACUUAGGAAAAAAAAGACACAUUUUGAUUGGUGAAGGAGUGUGGAGGGAGAACAAAGCUAGAAUGAGAGCCUACACUCAUCUGGAGUUUGUACUAAACACAAGUUUGGAUUUGUUGCGUUCAUCUCAAAGCAUCACAAAAGAACAUGAUAUGAUGUCUUGAAAAUAUGCUUCAUUUCAUGUAAAAGAGCUGGGGAUGUAGAAGUAUGACUUAAUUGGUAGAUGUUGUGAAUAUUAAAAUGCAGAAUGAAAAUUAGUUCUGUACUCUCACGUGGAAACUGAGGAGAAGCCAGCUGAUCUGUGAAAGCCUUAACUGCUGCUGAUUUGAAAUUCUAAUAAAGCAAGUUGCAACUGGC